Messenger RNA from Culicoides brevitarsis, 1567 nucleotides. RefSeq lists its product as uncharacterized. The record is from RefSeq and is a predicted model, not a curated record. The coding region runs from base 142 to 792 and encodes 216 amino acids. The transcript is spliced from 2 exons. NCBI's taxonomy places the organism in Eukaryota, Metazoa, Arthropoda, Insecta, Diptera, Ceratopogonidae.
GAUAAUUUUAUUUUUUAUUAAGUUACGAAAAAAAUAUUAAAUUAUUGUUCAGUCAGUGAUUCGAAGAAAAGAGCGUCAAAACACAAGGACUGUCCUACUUUGGUGAAUUUAAUUGAAAAAGUUGAGGAAUUUGUCGAUCAGAUGGUUGUUAUAAUGUCUUUUAAGCGUUACCUGUUUAGCGUGGGAUUAUUAGCGAUAGUAUGUUUAGAUGUUUCUUUGGUUCAUGCACAAAGCAAUGGAGACUUUUGGUGGUUAAACAAGAAAUUGGUAAAUAGCGCGAAAAAUGCACGUGAAACAAAUCCUCCAUCUGCGCGAGUUAUCAACGUUGCUCCGACAAUAAAUGAAGAAAUAAGGCCUGUAACUGAAAUUUUGGAUGAUAUUCCGCCUCCUGUUACACGAAGAAAUUUCUUCAGUACAACAAUUAGACCUAAAACAACAACGUCGACAACAACUCUGAAGCCUCCAACAACAAAAGUUGUUCGUCGCAUUCGCCCAAGUCGUAAAGGUUCAUUUCGUUUUCCCGAUGAAGUAAAUGUGACAACAGCAAAAGCUCCUCUUCGUAACGUAGAGUAUUUGGAAACGAACAAAUUGGAAAGCAUUGAACGAAGUCGUCGACCACAAACGUUUUCCAUUGAUGAAGUUCGAACUGUCGAAACAACAAAAGCUCCUUUGAGGAGUAGAAAACGAGUUCGUUUUCAAGGCAAAAGUACAGAUGAUGAUCAAACGGGAAGUGCAAGUGAAGUUAAUUUAGCAACGUACAAAGAUCUUUCGCGUUUUUUGACAUUCAGUUAAGAGAAGGAGUUCAACUUUAAUUUGUUGUUUUAUUGUUAAUCUAAUCCUUUUUUGCCAACUUCACGUCUUAAAACAGAUUUUGAGUCUUGAUAUGAUGCAAAUAUUGACUUAAAAACUGCCAUAAGUGACUUUGACGAGAAUCCGAAGGCAACAAAGAGAUUUUUUUUAUAUAUAAAAUAAAAGUUUCCUAUCGAGAAAAUAGAAUUUUAAACUAAUUGUUCUGUACUAUUUGCAGAUAAUUCCAUUAGUCUCCAUGCUGAUUUUGGAUUUAGGUCGUUUGGAUCGCGACACAAAACCCACACAUAGUUAACGCGCAUCACUUUAUCAGGAUCUCCUUCGACAACGACGCCCUUACUAUCUCGCACACACAUAAUUUGUUGUGUUUGGAAAGUAAUUAUUAAAACGGGUCCCUGUUCCAUCACUUUUCCCAUUGCAAUAUCGACAUUUUCGAUAUCAAGAAUUUUGGAAUCCAAAUAGUAACCGAGUUUUUUCGCCGCCGUUAUGGGGGUUGCGAUAAUGUUGUAAGUGCUCUCGAAACACCAAUCUUUAAGAAUUUCCAAGUCUCCGCGAAUCAUUGCUUCCAAAAUAUUCGGGAUAAUGUCGUUUUCACAAUCUCUCAGAAAUUGUUUUUGAUCGAAAUUCGGGUCGAUUUUACAGAUUUCCGUUAAGGUUUCAGAGAGUUCCGUUUUCGAGAAAAGUCCUCCGAAAAUGUCAGUAAUUUUGUCUGUGAGUAAACGUGAUGCUCGAAUUGCAGGAUUCUCACUUUCGUCAUAUU